UCGCCGCUCUCAAAAAUAUAACGCCGAACAUGUGGCAUUCAGGUCGACUUGUGGCUUAUCACUCCUCCACGUCCAAUGUCCACUAGAUCCUUAGGACUCGGCGUAGCUCUGCUCGAGGACAGUCAUUCGGUCACAUCAUGUGGGCGAGUAAGCUGUUUACCAUCUUGGCUGCCGCGUCCUUGGUGCUGGGAUCCAAAACACCUGCUCUGGGUAUCAAGCAGGGUAAGAUAGCCAUCACAUCACCGGAUGGACUCCAUGAUGCAACAUACCCCCUGGAACCGCCAACAUCGCUGAGCCAGCCUAUCGUCCUCUCCGAAGGAUCCACGCUCAAGCUCACUUUCAACUCGGUGGACAAGGCUUCAGGCAACGCUGUCUUCCCGCAACAGGCCCACCUAUUGUUUGAGGACUCCAAAGGCGGCGAGGACGUCACACUUCCCGUGUCGGUCAAGAGCAACGGCCGAGCGAGCUGGACCUUUAACACUGCCAAACCCAUCUCCGCCUUGACUCACACUCACGGCCCAUUGCAUCUCACUCUGCUCCUAUCCGCACUUGACUCCCAUACACCUCUCCACUAUCCCAUUGGCGAACUUCAACUUCCUUCCUCCAUUCUCAAAGCGCCUCUGCGCAGGCGUCACGACCUUCCACCACGCCAGGGUGAACCAGCAUUCCAGCCUCAGCAAGAGCUCUUCCACACUUUUAACCAGGGUGAAAAGAGUGUCGGCUUCAUCAAGAGUGCUCUAGGUACUGGAGUCGUGCUGUCUCCCUGGGGUGUGCUCUUGGGGCUCUACUCUCAAAUCUCGCCAAAACUCGACUACAAAACGCCACCAUCCUCCGCGUACCUCUUCCUCGUCAGUUUAGCAGCCCUAGAAGCCCUCAUCUUUGUUUACUGGGUCGGUCUCCGUCUCUACCAGCUAUUACCCAUGUUCAUCUUGCUGGCGUUGGUGUCUGCGUACACUGGCAAGGUCGCACUGAAAGCUCUGCGCUCACAAUCCGCACGGUAGUCCGGCUGAGUCAGAUAAAAUGCAUUGAUCAUAACUGUGGAAGCAGCUGGGGGGUCUUGAAUCCAAAAAGAGGCAUAAUAAAGUACGGCCGAGAGUUGUGCCGAAAGAUCUAUCUAUUAUAAUAAAUUGUUGGACGAGGUCAUC
Molecule: messenger RNA, 1145 nt
Organism: Kockovaella imperatae
Lineage: Eukaryota; Fungi; Basidiomycota; Tremellomycetes; Tremellales; Cuniculitremaceae
Product: Oligosaccharyltransferase subunit Ribophorin II-domain-containing protein
Exons: 5
Coding region: 138-1001 (287 amino acids)
Biological process (GO): protein N-linked glycosylation
Cellular component (GO): membrane; oligosaccharyltransferase complex
Source: RefSeq, a predicted model, not a curated record